AUGAGUCUGGGCGGAUAUGAUGUAAAUUACCAUGGAAUUCUAUCUCUGUUCAAUAUUUCAAAAGACACGUCUGGGUUCUACAUUUGCACAUCAACAAAUCGUAUUGGUUCUGCCAGAUGCAACUAUACCUUAGUUGUGACUCCUGGGAGCAUGAACAUUGGGUCCACUGCAGGUAUAAUUGCAGGAGUCCUCGCAGGAGUUGUGCUGCUGGCAAUUUUAAUCUUCUGUUGCUGCAAGAAAAAGGGCAAAAAGGAGAAGUAUGCUGAAGGUUCCCCUGAAGAAACGGCGUAUUAUGACAGAGACGCUCCUGAAGCUGGAGAGCCGUACUUGGAUGACAAGUCGAAGGGCGAGACAAAGCAGGUCAACCAGCAUGAAGUCAAAGGCCUUCCUCCAAACAAUUACAGCGAAGAACCAGCUGCACACAAGUUUGAGGACGAUCACCACAGUUAUAAUAGCAGCAAAGAAAGGUACGAUGGCAAGGGCAGUGAUGUUGACUCUCAGCGUUACCAGAACGAUCAGCAUGAUCGCCGCCGUGGGAGUCGUGAUCGCCUUGACGAUCAGCGUGAUCGUUAUGGAGGUAGUCGCGAUCGCCUUGACGAUCAGCAUGAUCGUUACGGGGGCAGUAGGGAUCGUCUUCAUGAUCAGCGCGAUCGUUAUGGGGGCAGUCGGGAUCGCCUUGACGAUCAGCACGAUCGUUACAGAGGCAGUCGGGAUCGCCUUGAUGAUCAGCGCGAACGUUAUGGAGGCAGUCGGGAUCGCCUUGACGAUCAGCGUGAUCGUUAUGGGGGCAGCCGUGAUCGCCUUGAUGACCAGUGUGAUCGUAACAGAGGCAGCCGUGACCGCCUUGAUUACAAUGACGAUCAAAGCAGAAACCGGUAUUAAUAACCUUGUGUUACUGAUUGUUAUAACGCUCUAAAAUCUUUUCUUUUAUGCACUAAAACAUUUUAUUGGGUUUAUGGAUUGGCUUAGUUCCCCGUCACAAACAGCCAAAGUAAAAUUAUUUUGUGCAUCCUCACAAAUAUUAUAAAUUAUCAUGUAGAAGCCAGUAUUCAAAUCAUAGUGUAGGGAAGAGUCGAAAUAAGAAGUAGAGGCUUGUCUCUUAUAUAAGCCUGUCCAACACAAGAGUCUGAUUAUCUCUUCUACUGAAGUAAAUUACGGCCACUAUUUGAGAAUUUUACAGUAGGGUGGUGCUCAAAGCUUGGUGACAUUAGCCCUGUUUCUACCCAACACUUUUGUUAUGGUACCUUUGGAACCCAAAGUAACCCUUCAGACAUGAUACCUAGACCCUAGUCCACCCUACUCCACUGCAAACAGUCCCCUUAAAUGUGGGCGGGGUUGUUGUCACUCACUGCUCCGUCCAGCACUCACUGUAUUUC
Epinephelus lanceolatus (giant grouper) is the source of this 1376-nucleotide messenger RNA. The record is from RefSeq and is a predicted model, not a curated record. Lineage: Eukaryota; Metazoa; Chordata; Actinopteri; Perciformes; Serranidae.